GCUUAAAUUGCGCAUUGGCGGCCUAACUAGCUAGCUAGCUAGCUAUGCUAGCGCUCACAAUCAAUUUUCCAAUAAAUAAAUAAAUGGGAGUUAAAACAUGGCGGAGUCUGUACGCGGAGUUCUGCUAUUGGUUACAAUUUCUGUUUUAUUUUCAUCAUGUCAAGCAACAACACAUUGGGUAGUAACAGAAGAUGGAAUGAUUACACAACAGUUGGAUUCAGUGUUCAACCUUCGAGAGCCCUACAACUUGAUCGCAGUCCUCGGGCAGGAGAAGCGCUCCAAGGAGGUGAACCUCCUGGAGGAGAGUCUCCGGCUCCAGAAAGUUAGCAUCGAAGCCAAUGAAGACAAGGAUACGGAUCUGGAGCAGCGCUUCCUGGAGACAGAUGGAGACUGCGUGGCUGCGGGGAGACCGCUGUCGGAAUUUGAGCUUUACAUCAGCACAGCUCUGUCGCUAGAACAAAAGGAUAUCAACCCGUUGGACCACAUGAAGAUGAAGAUCGGUGAAGUGAAGAAGUUCCGUCAGCCAAACUGCUCAAGGGUCCUAGAACUGACCUACAGCAUACAUGCAUUUGACCAUCUAAAGGCUAUACAGGAGAGACAUAACAUCAGUAGCUUCCCAGAACCUGAGCUCAUGUAUCUGCUGCCCUCUGUUGGUAGCUUAGAGAAUGCUGGUCACAUGAUCUACAAGGCCAUGUCUAAGAACAAAACCUCCUGGGUUCUCUUCAACCUGGCAGCCUACUACUGGCGGGUCAAAGGUCGUCCGGAGCAGGUCAUCGAGUGCUCAAGGAGGGCACUGCACUUCUCACCUCAUGAGCACAAGAACGUUGCAUUGAUGAAUAUGGCUAACGUCCUGCACCGAGGCCAUCUUUCUGCGGAUGCGUCGGUUCUGGCUGAAGCAGCCCUGGAGGGAGAUCAGGAGAUUGAUAUUGUGUACUUCACCCUGGGAAAUAUCUAUGCGGCAAUAGGAGAGUACAACAAGUCUAGCUGGUGUUUUGGUCAUACCAGUCGCAUCAAUUCGGCCUUGGGGGCAGCAGAGAAGAGACAGCAUGCCGUCAAAUGCCAUCAGAAACUAGAGAGGGCGCUAGAAGCUCAGCAUUCGUCAUUGCAGAGAACCCUGUCUGAAUUGAAAGACUACCAAACCAAGCAAGAAUACUUUCUUGAGCUUCAGAAGAAGAUGUUGACUAUUCAACGCAAGGCUGAAGACCAGUACGAAGCAAACCUGAGCUACCAGAAGCACCGCUUCCUACAGGAGAUGGGUGAGAACCCCCGAUGUGAGGUCAGCCAGCUAGGUUCAGGGACUCAGUUCUUGAUGUGCCGGAGGGACGGGAUUCCAGAGACCGAUGUUUACGGCCAACCCUUUGAUGACGAGAAGGAGAUCGAAGUACUCGAUGAGUCUCGUUUCCAGAACAACUGUGUAGUUUUCCCCGAUGGGGACAAGAACUGCUUAAACCUAAGCGGAACUGGAGGUCCACCGGAGCAAAAGCUAUAUAUGGCCUCACAGGACACGGCCCCACAUGGUACGGCCCCUCAGGGUUCAGCCCCACAUGGUUCCGUGUCUCAGGGUACGGCCCCACAUGUUUCGGCCUCUCAUGGGUCAGCCCCACGUGGUACAGUCCCCCAUGAAACGGUCCAGAGAGAUUCGGUGUCUUUGACACAUCUCCCUGAUAAAAUAGAACAACCCAGUGAUUCGGAGUGCGCUAGAUGGAAGGGCAUCAACGUGAGUUGGAAAGAGUUUGCACAACGACUUGUGCCGAUGGGACUAAAUGAAAGUCUAGAAGCAUUGAAAAAGAAUGUGGGAAUGCCGGCUGACUACCCCCACUCGAACGCCCCCAGCUGCUCCCAUAGAGCACCACUCUUCAAUGGCAAUACAGGCGUAGACUUCAUCGAAGGAAUCGCAAAUAGGGAAUUCCUACCAAAUGUCGGCUGCCCAAUUAAACUCAUGAUGGUCUUUAGAAAGUAUCUGGAUGCUCAGAAUCUGAUGGGCAGAGAGUUUGAUUACCGUGUAACAUAUGCCAUGUCAACGAGAACGGAUUAUAAAGAUAUAUGGCUGAUAUACAGUGCAGCAGCUAUUUACUGGCGGGUUCACCCGGACGAUGGUAAAUCUAUUGAAUGCCUACGGAGGGCACUUUUCUAUGCACCAGUUGACCGUGUUGAUGUUCCACUCACCAACAUGGCGAUGGCCAUGGUCGACCAAGAACGCUAUGAAGAUGCAAUUCAGAUUCUGCGUAUGGCUCUGGUUGUAGAUAGUAUGAAGCCUACAACCCGCUACCUGCUUGGCUGUUUGUAUGCUGCGCUUGGUCAAUACCGUCAAGCCAGACAGGAGAGCUCUCUAGCCUACAAUCUUGAUCCAGAGUCCUCGGAUGCUUUUGAGGUCUAUUCCAGGAUCAGAUGUCUGCUGAAGGCAGGAGAAAAGGAUAAGCCCAACCCAAUGAAUGAAGCCAAAACAGGCCAGGGUAUAUUGGGGAAGUCAGGGCUAUAUGGAGCAGUUCCUGCGUGCGUCCAAGGCCCGCCCCAAGGGGAACAGACGGGUCAGAGACAGCCUUCGGGUGGACCUCCAGGGGCGAGUACUAACCCUCUGAAUAAUCAAGUUGAUUUCAAGUCCUGCAAUGCAGGCUCAGUGCCUUCAACAGCUUUUGGUCCUCAGAUACCAGCCGCUCCCGCUCCUGAUGUAGAUGUGAAUAAACUCUUUGCGAAAAGAGACAGUCACUGGCCCACAGUAGAACAGUGUGCUGGAUACAGGAAACUUAAUCUCAAGGCUUUUUAUAGUACGUGGAUCUCCAUUACUGCUAAAGAUAUGAGACUGGAUGAUUACAUUGACUUCCACUCCCAGCUAACAAGGGAGGAGUUACAGAUCCAACCGUACUGCGAUGCUAAACUUCCGGCCAGCAUGCAUACAUUAGAUCAUAUACCUGCCAUGGCUCUGAGAGGAACUCUGACGUACGAAGCAGAACAAGGUCUCAAGGAGGUGAUUCAGUCUAUUAACGGUGGAUACAUGGAUCAUGAUGAGGUCGGGACAAGGGUUGCCAAACUCUUGGAGAAGGAUCCUGAGUCUUGGGUAGCAACAAACAUGGCUGCCCUCUACUGGCGAAUAGAGGGAAAGUCUUUGAAUGCCUUGCACUGCCUCCGACAUGCUCUUCAUUACUCCCCAUCAGAUAUGAAGGACCUUGCGAUGGUCAGCAUCGCCAAUAUUUUUCACCGAGUUGGGAUGUACGAAGAUGCUGCAACCGUUGCGAAGAUGGCCAUUGAUAUCUCGCCACAGCUUGUCAUUAAUCACUUCACCUUGGCUAAUAUCUACUCGUCGAAGGGUCAGUGGGAUCAUGCUUUGGAUUUCUACCAAUCCACCCUGAGGCUGCAACCAGACUUUCAGCCGGCCGUCGAGAGACUUAGAACCAUACAGUGUAACGUUCUCCAGCUGACUGCCAACAAGAAUCCAGCAUAGGCUACAUGCAUUAUCGUAAUAAGACACCGUUCUCAUUAUACUUUCUAAAACUGGUUUACUGAAACCGGUUCAGGAAACCAGUUUGGAAGAUCGCUUUGCUAGCGCUCCCAUUUGAUCACCCGAAAGUGGUUUUCAAACUUCACGUAUAGCGGUCUUGUUGCUAUGGGAACACUCUCAGUUGGGUGACAUGUUUCGCACGAAAUUUGAAACUGCAGCGUAGGCAUUCCACAUAUAGUGUGUGGAGUAGCGCGCUCGAAAUGUGUGAAGAUCGCCUCCCCAAGAACGGUUGUGUCCCCACUUACGCUAAAACCAGUUUAACGAGUCAAAGCGAUCUUCAAAACUACAUCGCGAGUUGGUUUUCUGAACCGGUUUGGAAGAUCGCUUCCAAGACCGCUUCGACCGUUCUCAUUACAUGUUAAACUAGUUUCCACUAAACUAGUUUUAGGACGGUAGUGAGAAAGUUGUCUUAGAUUACUUGACAGUCCUGUUUUUUGUAUCAAUAUGGAAAACGCAAAUAUUGGAGGCAAACUUAUAUUUAAUUACCAAAAUUUUAUUGUAAAAAUCUUAUUUUUCAUUAGCAGGGAUGUAGUCAAGGCCAACUUUGAGGCUACAUUUUGCCAGCCUCGGCCUCGGCCAUGAGUCGCGUGUUCAAAGUCUAUGGGAGAAGGUUUUUUCCAGCGUCCUGGUGAUUCAGCUGCAUGCCUUCAUUAGACUCUCAACAUUAAACUUUAGUGCCAUCAAUUGUGCCAUUCUCAUUACAUCCAGUUUUAACUGGUAAAAAUUGUAUCUUUACAUUCGAUUUAAAUGACAUUUCAAUUUUACUAAGGUCCUCAUGGAUCUUUAUUUUGAUGUAUGAGAAUCAAUUUGAAGAAGCACCUCUUACAUGUGCAGUUUACAAUUUGAGAAUAUUGUAUUAGGAGGAAGUACAAUUUGUAAUAAUUAUAAUGAAAAAAUAUGAUAUUUUUAUAUUUCACUAUUUACGUAUAUCUAAUAUCGUUAUCGCGAGGGGCUUUAUGAGACACAGAAAGGUUUAAUAGAAGGAAGAAUAUGAAAGGCUGUCUAAAUUAGUGAGAAAAUUAGUGUUCACAUCGAAUCAGAUUCUGCACCUCCUCUUUCAAUUUUUACUAAGGAGAUGAUGUCGCUAAAAACUUUUCAGUGUUUUUAUGCCUUUUAUUGGCAGGGCAUGCUAAAGAAAUACAUACAGCCCAUAUUUCGGGGGAAAAGGUCCAUGAACGCCCAAGAUAUGACCUCAUGAAUAUAUAACAAGCCCCAUUAAAGUCUAUGUAUCGUCGUUCUGUUUCUAAAAGUUUAGAAUCACGUCAACCAAUUGGUGUUAUUGUUUUGGGUGUUUUUUUUUGACGUCACACUUUGCUAAUCUAUUCUUUAUUAUUUUCUUAAUCCUUAGAUAGUUGUCAUAUAUUUUAAACUUAUGUGUAAAAUGUCUGAAAGCAUAUUAUGUAAGUGGGGAAGCCAAUUCCAGUUGUCCAGCUUAAUGCAUUUAAUCUUAUAUAGUUCUAGCUGUACGUACAAGUUUAAAAGGCAUCAAUAAAAAGCAGGAAAGCAUUCUUUCAUAUCCAGUUAUAUUCAAAUUAACAAUAUUUUGAUCAAUUUUUAUCAUCAGUUCUUUAGGUUUUAAUUGCCUUUAUUUUGAUACAUAUUGUAUUGCUUUUUGGAUGAAUCUUGUAAUAUUAUCAACAACUGACCAUUUGUUCUUGUCUAGCGCAAAAGUAAUUUUACAGCUGGUUUGGGGGGAAAAUUAUGUUAAAAGGUACUCCAGGCUGAUAAUAAUAUGUUUUGAACAGAUAAAGAAAAUUCACACAAACAAAACACUGAAAGUUUGAACAAAAUCGGACAAGAAAUAACAAAGUUAUAAGAUUUGCAUUAUUUCUGUGAAACAGUUCUAGGCAUGUCUUUAUUAAUAUUCAAUGAGCAAACUGAUGAUGUCAUAUCUCUACUUCUUGUUCUUUGUAUUUUAUUAUAUGAAAUUAUGUUAAUUCAUUUUUUCCAAUCAAGAAAAAAAAAUUGAAUGACAACUGAUUUGGUGCAUUAGAUAUUCAUUGCUGCAACUUAUUUCAUUUCAAGGGAGACAUAUCAUUCAGACAUGGAUGAAAUAAUAUAAAAAUGAAAGUGGGGAUGUGACAUCAUCAGCCCACCUAAUGAAUAUUAAUGAUGAUGUACAUAUAACUGCUUUCACAAUAUAUUGCUAAACUUUAGAAUUCAUUAACUUUGCUAUUUGUUAUCAGAUUUGAUGAAAUUUUCAGCAUUUCUGUGAAUUUUACUCUAUUUACUUAGAUAUAGAUAUUUUCAGCCCAAAGUUUAAGGAUGUAUAUUCAUUAUUGCAUUUGUGUCUUUUGUUCAGUGGUAAAAUCAUGUGUUUUUAAAUGAAUAUAAAUUGGCAAUACAAUUAAUUUUCCUGCUUUCUGUCCAAAUAAGCAAAGUUCUUCAAUUAAGCUCUAAACCUUCAAUCAUUAUUUAUUUCUAAGGCACAAUCUAUAGAAUGAUCUAUGCUUCAAGGAGAUAAAUUUUUACAGAUCUUGCCAUUUUGAAGAAAGUGAGAAGAUCGAUUCAUAUAAUUCAGUGUCUAAAAUGAGUUGCGUCAAAGCAGUAGGGGGGGUAGGAAUGUGUUCAUUUGCCGGGAUAGCUAAAUUGAGAUUAAUUGUCUGAAUAAAAAAUGGAGGCUUCAUGAGGCUAAAUCUUUGCGCAAUAACAGUAAUAAUCAUGAUAAUGAUGAUGAUAAUAAUGGAGAUAAAAACAAUAAUAUUCAUAAUAUUAAUAUUGAUUAAAAAAAUUACUACAACAUUAACAAUGAUAAGAAUUUGAUGUAUGCAUAAUUUGUCAAUUGGAUGUGUAUUUGUUUAGUUUAUGUUUGUAGUAUCCAUGUGUUUAAUUAGAACAGACAUUCAAAGUCUGACACAAUACUGAAAGUCAAUCUACACAGACACUAAAUACUAAUGAUGCAAUGGCCUGUAUUUUCAAAAGAGGUUUUAAUUGUACCAUGGUACAAAACCACGGACUGAAGAUUUCUGCUAUUAUCGCACUUUAAUCAGACGCCCUUUCCCAAGAGCGUGGAUUUGUAAUUGGACUUUUAUUAGUGUACGCGAUGAAAUAAGGUUAAAUGGUUAAUUAUGUACACAAACCUGCAUUGUCCAUGGUUUUGUGCCAUGAAACAUUUGGAAUCCCUCUUGAGAGUACGGGCCUAUGAGACUCUAUAGUCGGUUUCAAUAUCUUAUGAUUAUAGUGUGUGAUGAUUUGGAAUUAUUGUUUUAAUUUCAUCGUUUUAUGAUGAGGUUUAGUAAUGAACCGAACUUGUUCUUUUUAUGAGACACAUUCUUACGCUAUUAAAGAAUCACCGAAUAAAUACUGAAAUUUAAUUUCUUCAAGUAUAAACUAUGAAA
Lytechinus pictus (painted urchin) is the source of this 6834-nucleotide messenger RNA. Its product is annotated as tetratricopeptide repeat protein 17-like. The record is from RefSeq and is a predicted model, not a curated record. Gene Ontology annotation, molecular function: protein binding. Bases 98 to 3439 code for a protein of 1113 amino acids. Gene Ontology annotation, cellular component: cytoplasm; actin cytoskeleton. Gene Ontology annotation, biological process: actin filament polymerization. The transcript is spliced from 22 exons. NCBI's taxonomy places the organism in Eukaryota, Metazoa, Echinodermata, Echinoidea, Temnopleuroida, Toxopneustidae.